GUUAGUGAGGCAGCCCCUACCUCUUCCCCCCCUGCUUCGGGUUCGUCCAAUUUCUUCACACUUGGUGAAAUUAGGGUUGUGUGUGUGUCUUCCUACCCCCUCUCUCUGCUUCCUUCGCGUUGAGCCAAUUCCUUCAUUCUUCAUGCUUCAUGGAUGUUUAAGGUUGUGUGUUGCUUCAGCCCUCUCUGCUCUUCCCAAUGCAUUGCCGUCCUCCUCCUGCUCCUGCUCCUCCCUCUUCGCCUCCUUAACCCUCCUCAUGUCCUUAUGCCCUUUCUUCAAGCUCCCUCCGCCAUGGACCUUGACGAUCCUGAUGCGAAUUCGAAGGAGCGGCGCGAGGAGGAGAACAUGAUGCGGGAUGCAUUGGAAGGCCUGCCGGAUUGGAGGAGCGAGGAUGGUGACUGGGGGAGACGAGGGGAUGAGAGGAGCAAUCGCAUACAGGAGGAGCAGGAUUUGGUGGAUGCGAUCUCCAAGCGUACGCGAGCUCACUACUCGCUCGCUGAUAUGUCGCUUGAUCAACUGGAGACUUUUCUGCAGGAAUCGGACGAGGAGGAUUAUUUCCAAAAUGUUGAUGAUGAAGAGGAGUAUCGGAAGUUUUUAGCUGCCGUGCAAGAGAAUGUCGGAGCUCAGGAUGGUGGCUCGAAGCAGGAGAAAGUGAUCGAGUCCAGCGAGAGCGAGGAUGAAGAUGCUGACUUCGAGGUUGAAAUUGAGGAAGCUCUGGAAAGUGAUAUCGAAGAAAGCUUAGAUGGUAUUAGUCGGAAAAGAAAACGUGCUCGCCGACCCGUAACCAGAGAGAAGCGGCGAAAAAGAGAGUCUCUACAAAAUAGAGUGCUCCUUUCUGGGCGCUCUAAGGCUCCACUCCGGCCCUUAUUGCCCUGUGCUCGGAAUGUCUCAGUUUCUAAUCGGAGUAGGUUUUCAAUAGGGAGUGCGGCUAGACCAUGGAUAACUAAUACAAAGAUACAUCCUUUAGUGUGUGGAUUUACAGCUCAUCAAAUCGGGCAGCUCUAUUGUUUGAUGCAUGAGCAUGUGCAGCUACUUCUGCAAGUGUAUGUUAUGUGUAAAUUAGAACCAACAAUGCAGCAGACCGCGGUAGAUACGUACAGAAUGUUGAUGGAACUAGUUGAAAAACGUGAGGCUGUUUUAUCGUGGAAGAGAUGCGCAUUCCCUGAUUUCUGUUUUCGUCCACCAUAUAUCCACCCUUCUGUUGCUGAGGACGGUGUAUCUUGCUUUCAAAAUUUCCCGUCCAAAACUCCGCAGGUUGUUGGGAGCAAAGAAGAUGUUUCUUCUGCCCGCAUGACAUCUAGUUUAGGUCCUGGUGACUCUGGAAUGAGCGUAGAAUCUAUCUGCCCAAUUGAUGGUAGACACUCGGGUGCAACCUUUGCAGAGUCUCUGAAUUCCUCUUCAGGGCAGAUAGAGACAAUCGACAAUGCCUUCGGAAGUGAAUCGGCUUUAUCUGCGUCUCCAACUAUUCCGGUGUCGCUACCUUUGGAAUGGGUGCCGGCGAGCUCUGGUCCUGUAAGAUCGUUAAUGGACGUAGCUCCUCUAGCACUUGUAAGGGAGUUCACGGCAGUUGUUGAGAAGUUUGUUGAAACCAGGAAGCAGCAUUCCCAAGAUGAAGCAUCAGAGCAUUCAUUGAUACCACUUUUUUCUGUUCGGCUGCAAGUAAGUGAUGGUUCAAAAUCAACAUGUGAACGGAUCAAGGCACGCUCCUCAUCUCCUCGUCUGAAAAAGACAAUGGCAGCAGCACUUGUGGAGAGUGCCAAGAAGCAAACUUUGGCGAUGGUUCCCAAGGACAUCGCUGUAGCUAUGGAGCGAUUUUGUCCCCUCUUCAACAAAAGUCUAUUUCCGCACAAAGCACCUCCAGCCGCUGUUGCCAAUCGACUUUUGUUUACAGAUGCCGAGGACGAGUUAUUGGCGAUGGGACUGAUGACCUACAACAAUGACUGGAAGGCAAUUCAAGAACGGUUUCUUCCAUCUAAAUCAAUGCAUCAGAUUUUUGUUAGGCAGAAGAAUCGCAGUUCUGCAAGGGCUCCCCAGAAUUCUAUAAAGGCUGUGAGGAAGAUGAAGUUGUCUCCACUGACUUCAGAUGAGAUAGUUUGCAUCGAAGAGGCACUGAAGGUGUACAAAUAUGAUUGGGCCAAAGUGUGUCAUAACUGUGUACCUCAUCGGGACCCAGCGACACUUCCUCGACAAUGGCGAAUUGCCCUUGGCACUCAAAAAUCUUACAAGUCCAACAUGAACAGCAAAGAUAAACGUAGGCUUUGUGACGCUGGAAAGCGCGAAGGUUUGACCGGCACAGUUGAAAACUUCCUAUCCCUGGAAAAGGUUUAUUCGGAACCCUGCAAUAAGGCUGGCUGCAGCAGACAUAAUGAAGAGAUGGUGAAAUCGCAACCCCAUGAUGGGUUUUCAAGUGAUUUGUGCACUUCAACAUCCAGACGCAUGUCAGGUAAAAUUCUUACAGAUACAAUCGGACCACUUGCCACUUAUUCAAGGCAAAGAAAUAAGGAUGGUAAUUGGCGAACAGAUUCUUUCUCCCGAUGUCCUGGUACACAUGACACUCGGUCGAAAUCCUCUAGAUGUGUAAAUUCCAAAGUCUACACUUCACAACCUUGUAUCUCUCGUGCUACAGCCGAACAAACUGUAAAGCUAGCCCCUGGAUUGCCACCUCUCAAACUUCCGUCGACUGUGCGGGUCCUGACUCAUUCCGAAAAAUCUCAACAGCCAGUUCUUGAUGUUCAUCGCGGCAUUGCCAAGACUGGUUCAAAACACAAAUCAAACAAUUCCUGUUUACGUGGACAAAAUUAAACAAGUUAGAAGAGUGCCUGUCGGGUUAAAUUCCUUCAUAUGAGAGAUACAAUCAUUUGAACCUGUCGGUAAGUGGCAUGAAGCUGCUUUUCAAAUGCACAGUUUGCGGAGACAAAUUUGGCAUUUCUCGUAUUCAGUGUCCAGGGCAGGAUUGCGUAAAUACGACGGAGUUAACUUGUGCAGUUACAAGUCAGGCACGAUUAUACAUCACCUGGUCUUCACUUGUGUUUUAACAAAGAUUUAGAACUUAUAAGAUUUUUUUGAAGUUCGAUCUUGAACACUUUCAAUACUGUGCAUCGUUUCAGAUCAAUGAUAGUGUGCUUUCACAACUGUAAAGGAUUGCGAGACCACAGAUUCAGUAUUAGCUUCUCCCAGUUGUACAACUGAUUCGUAUCUUCUUUUUCAAAUUGUUCAAAUUUAAGGAAACAACAUUAUUAUCAAGUUGGUUACUUGAAACCGUUCUUGUGACAACACUUGAUCGAAUUUCGUUAUCAGAAUGCAAUUUGGAGUUCAAAGGAACUUUA
Molecule: messenger RNA, 3326 nt
Organism: Physcomitrium patens
Lineage: Eukaryota; Viridiplantae; Streptophyta; Bryopsida; Funariales; Funariaceae
Biological process (GO): regulation of DNA-templated transcription
Cellular component (GO): nucleus
Molecular function (GO): transcription coregulator activity
Source: RefSeq, a predicted model, not a curated record